GUCUUGCGCUUAACAGGUUCGUUCUGACGCAUCGAGACUAAAAAAUCCACUUCUGAUAAUUAUCAUUAAUGAAAACGAUAAAUAUUGAGUGAAUUAAAAAAAAACUUUAAAGCUUUACGUAUAAAAAGAUUACCACCGAAUGAUUUCCGUGUUAGUUCGAAUUUAGCCAUUGAAGAGUCAUGAUGUUUAAAACAGUUUUUCUUGUGGUACAAUUAACUUUUUUAGUUAAUUCAUUAAAAUUGCCUUCUUACCUUAAUCAAUGCAGUUUUUCUGAUCCAAAUUUAAAUGAUUGUAUUAAAAUAAACGGAAACAAAGCAAUUUCAUCUUUAGUAAAAGGUGACGCAAAAUACAAAAUAAUCGAUUUAAAACCUUUCAAAUCACCAAAAAUAGUUUUGGAUUCAGGAAAACAUUUAAAAAUCGUAUUAACCGAUGUCACGGUUAAUAAUUUGGAUCAUUUGGUAUUAAACGAAAUUAAAUUUGACAAAUCUAAACCGGGUUUGUAUUUUAAAGGAAGCAUCGAUGAUUUAUCUUUGGAAGGGCUUUAUAAUAUGACUGGGCAAAUUUUGGUUUUACCUUUAAAUGGAGAAGGAAAUGUUGAAGCUACAUUACAUGGUGGUGAAUAUGUUUAUGAAAUCACCAUGGAUGUUAUAACCAAAAAGAACGCGGAUUAUUAUAAAAUAAAAUCGUCAAAGGUGGAUUAUGUGUUAAAAAGGGGAUAUUUUCAUUUCGAAAAUUUAUUUAAUGGUAAUAAAGAGCUGGGCGAUCGAAUGAAUCAGUUUAUUGAUGAAAAUUGGACUGUUAUUGCUGAUGAAAUUAAGCCGGCUUUAGCAGAAACAAUUCGAUCAGUGGUUGAUAGUGUUUUUAGUGGCUAUUUUUCGACAGUUCCAAUUAAAGAUAUUUUUUCAGAUUAUACAAAAUAAAUUCAUUUAAAAUAAUAUAUUAAUUGUUUUAAAA
Molecule: messenger RNA, 954 nt
Organism: Onthophagus taurus
Lineage: Eukaryota; Metazoa; Arthropoda; Insecta; Coleoptera; Scarabaeidae
Product: protein takeout-like
Biological process (GO): multicellular organismal reproductive process
Source: RefSeq, a predicted model, not a curated record